AUGGCUUCAGAAAGUCCUUCUUGCCCUUUGCCUUAUCGUUUUCAGUUCAUACACUCAAAAGGAGCUUUGCUUGUGCUCUUCUGGGACUUCAUGAUUGCAAUCAGUAUGAACAUGAUAAGAAACUUUAUGGCAUACUCUUCAGAUUUUGGACUACUUGUAGGUAUAGUAGAUAUUGGAAUUGCUUUUAUUCUCAUUUUGGCUGGAUUCUUGGGAGAUUUUUUAGUAAGCAGAUAUAAAUUUGUUCUUGUUGGUUCAUGCAUUUCAUUUAUCAUCAUGAUUCCUGUCAUAAUAAUGGCUACAUUACUGCCUUCAUCACACUUAUUGCUAGCUUUAAAAUGUCUCAUACCUAUUGUGAUGAUUACUAAUGCGAUUGUUCGUGUUAAUCUCUUACCUUUUAAUAUUGACCAACUCAUUGGAUCAUCAAGUGAUGAAUUAACUGCUGUGAUACUGUGGCAUAACACUGGACCAAUUAUUGCAAUUAUAUCUUCAUCAGCAAUAACUGCAGAAGUCAAUAGUGAAUUGACAGUAUCCAUCAUUUCUUUAGCCAUUGGUGUUUUCUGUAUUGCAACAGUACUAAUUAGUCACAGUCUCUUUAAAAAAUAUCUUGAGGUUACUCCAGUAAACACAGUUAAUCCACUCAAAAUAAUAAUACAAGAAGAGGCUCCUUCAAGAUUGGAACUAGGUAAGAAUAAGUAUGGUGGACCAUUUACAGAGGAAGAGGUUGAAGAUGUCAAAACUACUCUGAGACUGUUACCACUGUUAAUAAUUUGUGCUGCAUCAUCAUCAUUGUAUGGAGAUAACACUCAAGGAAUAUAUUCAAAUAACUAUGGAUGUGGUGGAUCAUUAAAAAGCUACAUGUCAUUUGUAGGAACAUAUAUUCUAAUUGUUCUACUUCAUCAAUUUCUCAUAUACCCUUGCUUUUAUAACUAUGUUCCUAGUAUGCUUAAAAGAAUAGGAAUAGGAAUGUUGUUGAUGGUUGUUAUCAAUGCUACUUUAAUGGUACUUGCAUUAAUUGGCAAUUAUAAUAGUGCACCAAUGUUUCAUUGUUUGACUGUCUAUAAAGUAGAGUCUAAUAUUGAACCACAAAAAUGGGAUAUCAUUGAUGGUAUUGCCUUGGCCUUGGUGUGGUAUUCUUUUAAUGUUGUUUUGGUUGAGUUUUUACAAGCGCAGUGUCCAAAAUCAAUAAGAGGAACAAUAGUUGGCCUUUGGCUUUGUUUCAGAGACUUGAGACAUUAUGUUAACUUUGCUUUAUUUCUACCUUUCCUCAUAUUCAUGGAUCCAAAAUUUUCAUUAGGUCGUGGUUUCUACUUUUGUCUCACUGAAGCAAUGAUUUGUCUCAUUCUGCUUCUAAUAUAUGUCAUCUUAGCAAAGCAAUACAAACUUAGGGUGAGAAAUUUUGAAAUUAACAUUCAUCAAAUUGCUGAGGAUCAUACUAUCCGUAAUAUUGAACAAGAUGAAGAAUACUGGAAUAAUAGAGAAAUAUCAGCUGAAAUGUCUCACUGA
This is a messenger RNA of Amphimedon queenslandica, 1503 nucleotides long. Its product is annotated as solute carrier family 15 member 4-like. The record is from RefSeq and is a predicted model, not a curated record. Lineage: Eukaryota; Metazoa; Porifera; Demospongiae; Haplosclerida; Niphatidae. The transcript has 2 exons. Bases 1 to 1503 code for a protein of 500 amino acids.